Messenger RNA from Tricharina praecox, 1137 nucleotides. Its product is annotated as myo-inositol 2-dehydrogenase. The record is from RefSeq and is a predicted model, not a curated record. Gene Ontology annotation, molecular function: nucleotide binding; oxidoreductase activity. The coding region runs from base 1 to 1137 and encodes 378 amino acids. The transcript is spliced from 3 exons. NCBI's taxonomy places the organism in Eukaryota, Fungi, Ascomycota, Pezizomycetes, Pezizales, Pyronemataceae. Gene Ontology annotation, biological process: NADPH regeneration. Gene Ontology annotation, cellular component: cytoplasm.
AUGUCCACCUCCGCCCCACCCCCUCCGCAGCGUGUCCGCGUCGGCAUUAUCGGCUGCGGCGAAGUAACGCAGGUGAUCCACCUAGCGACGCUGGUAAAUCUGAGCCACCUCUUCGAAGUGCGGAUUCUCUGCGACGUUUCAGCGGCGGCACUCGCGCACUGCUCGGCGCGGCUGCCGCACCUGCACCGCACCACGGACGCGUACGACGAACUCUGCAGGGCCGCCGAUAUCGAUGUCGUCUUCGUCGCCUCCAGCGAUGAGUACCACGUCGAACACGUCGUCUGCGCCCUGAAGUUACAGAAACACGUGUUCGUCGAGAAGCCGCUCGCCCUGUGUCGGAAGGACGUAGAGUUGAUAGAGACUGCGCAGCGCGAGAGUGGCGGGAAAAAGGUGAUGGUGGGAUACAUGCGCAGGUACGCGGCGGUGUUUCAGGACACCAUCAGGGAGGUUGGCGGCGCGGGGGAGGUGCUCUAUGCUCGCGUCAGAGAUAUAAUCGCGCCGAAUCCGGUGUUCGUGGGACAGUCCGGGGCGUUUCCGAUCCAGCCCACGGACAUCUCCGAAGCCGCCAGCGCGGAUCGGAAGAUGUGGGCGGUAAAAGGGACAAACCAGGCACUGGUGGUUGAGAAUGAUGUCCCGGAUACUCCGGAGAACGUUGAGAUGUGGCGAUGGCUCUGCAGCUUGGGAUCUCACGACAUCUCCCUCAUGCGCGAAUGCCUCGGCGUGCCUACCAGCGUGCUCGGCGUCUCCCUUCGCCUCCCGAUCUGGACGGUCCUCUUCCAGUUCCCGAACUUCGCCGUGACCUACGAAAGCGGCAUCGACCAAGUCCCGCGCUUCGACGCGAGCCUCGAGGUUUUCGGAAAGCACAAGACCGUCAAGGUGGUGUACGAUACCCCGUACGUGAAGGGGCUUCCGGUCACCAUGGUCGUGCGAGAGGCCGUCGAGGGCGAUCCCGGUGCGUUCCAAGAGAGGACGGUCAGGAGGACGUACGAAGACCCGUAUACCCUCGAGUUGAAGGAGCUCUGGGAAAUGGUGGUCAAAGGGAAGGAAGCCAAGACCACACCAGCGGAUUCGAUGAAAGAUCUGGAGGUGUUUGGGAUGAUCAUGAAGGCGGCUGAGAAGCAGCGGGCAGCCGCGUAG